Messenger RNA from Lachnellula hyalina, 1299 nucleotides. RefSeq lists its product as uncharacterized. The transcript has a single exon. The record is from RefSeq and is a predicted model, not a curated record. Bases 1 to 1299 code for a protein of 432 amino acids. NCBI's taxonomy places the organism in Eukaryota, Fungi, Ascomycota, Leotiomycetes, Helotiales, Lachnaceae.
AUGCAUUUCACGACAUCAACCGCAGUCAUUCUCGGCUUUGCCGUCCUUGGAAGCUCUCACAUGAUAAUGACAACGCCCAUUCCAUACGGAAAGUCUAGCCUGACCAACUCUCCACUCGAUGGCAUGGGGGCCGACUUCCCUUGCAAACAACGCUCUGGGGUUUAUGAUGCCCAAGGCGCCAGCAACUCCAUGGCCCUCGGGUCUACCCAGCCUCUUAAGUUCGUCGGAGGUGCGACCCACGGAGGAGGUAGUUGUCAGAUCUCCGUUACCUAUGAUAGUGCGCCCUCAAAAUCCAGCAAGUUCAAGGUCAUUCACUCGAUCAUCGGUGGGUGCCCGAUCGAGGGUGUAGCAGGAAACAAUGGGGAAUCCGCAGAUUCACCCGAUCCAAGCACGUAUUCUUUCAAGAUUCCUUCCAAUCUGCCAACUGGCAACGCAACUUUAGCGUGGACAUGGUUCAACAAAAUCGGAAAUCGCGAGAUGUAUAUGAACUGCGCACCCGUGACACUCACUGGUGCAUCUACCAAGCGUGACGAGGAAGGGCUCGAGGGGCGCAACGCCACCCAGCUCGUCCAGCGUGAUCAAGCUGCAUUCGACGCACUUCCAGAUAUGUUCGUCGCCAACCUAGAAGGUGCAGGAGUUGGAUGCAGAACCGGCGUGUCCAUGGAUACGAUCUUCCCCAAUCCUGGAGACUCAGUGGAAUCUCUGGGAGGAGCCACGAAAACUGAUGCCGGCCCGCCAAUUGGUUGCUCAACAGCUGCAGGUGGAGCAGCGUCAGGUGGAUCUAGCUCUGGCGCUACAACUAGUGCUUCAGGCGCACCAACAUCCGCGCCUGUUGCUGGGUCUUCUCCCGUUGCUUCAGCCCCAGUCGCUGCAUCUUCCCUCCCAGGAGGAGUCUUCGCCGGCCAACCUGGAGGAAGUUCAGCCGCCAGCGCGGCACCGACCGCAGCCCCCGCAGCGUCCUCAGCCCCAGCCGCUUCUGAAGCAUCCCCAGCUGCUUCCCAGCCAGCCGCAACUCAGGCUUCAUCCGCAUCAACACCAGCAAGCACCGGAACCACGGGUUCAGGAUCGGCAAUGGCUGCUGGUGCUGCAUGCUCUCCUGAGGGAACGUGGAACUGCAUCGGCGGAACCCAAUUUCAGCAGUGCGCAAGUGGAGUGUGGAGCGCAGCUCAGCCAGUAGCUGGAGGAACGACCUGUACCGCAGGUCAAUCAGCCAGUAUCGACGUCAAGGCAGUCGGAGCCAAGCGUUCCCUUCGAAAAGUCCCUCGUCGCGCUCUUGUGCCACAGGGCUUCCACGCUUAA